AGAUGUAAACAAGGCCAAGAGGGUAAGUGCUUAAGAAAAUGAGCUUAAUGGAGGGUAUGUGUAAAAUUUUCUUUGUAUUAGUUAUUGUGCUGCCAUUGAUAGCAAAACAAGUCUCUGCAACUCAACAUGUAGUUGGAGGUAGCCAAGGUUGGGAAGAAUCAGUAGACCUUAAUUCAUGGGCUUCGGCUCAAACAUUCAAAGUCGGAGACCAACUUGUUUUCAAGUACUCAUCAGGGUUACACAGUGUAGUUGAGCUUGGAAGCGAGACAGCUUACAAAAACUGCGACCUGGGAACAUCAUUGGAUUCUAAAAAUACAGGCAAAGAUGUGGUGAAACUCAACAAAGUGGGCACUCGUUAUUUCGCUUGUGGAACAUUAGGCCAUUGCGAUCAGGGUAUGAAGAUGAAGGUCACUACGGUCGCCGGCAAUGCUCCUUCCACACCGGCCUCCGAUUCUGAUACUUCGGCAGCGGCUUUUUUUCCACGAUAUUUUCCUACAUUUCUUCUCUUUUCUCCAUUGUUAAUCCUUUAUUUUCUGCUUUAAAACUAUAUUGGAAGCUUUGGCCAUGUUUUACUUUAUUAUUUUGUUUUGGGGAUUUGGCAGUGUAUGUUAUAGCUAUUGUUGAAUAAAUAAUAUAUACUAUGAUUUUUGUUUUUUUUAA
Molecule: messenger RNA, 660 nt
Organism: Gossypium raimondii (Peruvian cotton)
Lineage: Eukaryota; Viridiplantae; Streptophyta; Magnoliopsida; Malvales; Malvaceae
Product: mavicyanin
Exons: 2
Coding region: 39-542 (167 amino acids)
Cellular component (GO): plasma membrane
Molecular function (GO): electron transfer activity
Source: RefSeq, a predicted model, not a curated record